Molecule: messenger RNA, 516 nt
Organism: Zychaea mexicana
Lineage: Eukaryota; Fungi; Mucoromycota; Mucoromycetes; Mucorales; Lichtheimiaceae
Exons: 3
Coding region: 68-424 (118 amino acids)
Biological process (GO): spliceosomal complex assembly; regulation of mRNA processing
Source: RefSeq, a predicted model, not a curated record
AUUUUCUACAAAGCAACCCCCCUUUAUUUUUUAUUUCUUUUCUUUUUUUUUGAAAACUCCUAAUCCAAUGCCAUCAGACCGAGAUCGACGCUAUGGUCGUCCGAGUCAACGACGUACAACAAAGACGAAUGGCUCUACUCCAUACAAAUAUUCUUUAAGUGGAUCACGAUCGGAUUCAACCAUCAUGAAACCAUCGCGUUCCGAUCGCGAUAACUUAAAAAAACGUAAACGCAGCAUUUCUUCACGGUCUGCCUCGAUAAUCGAUGAAAGCGAGGAAGAAGAAGAAGAUCCCAACGACUAUAAAAAGGGAGGCUAUCACCCCGUCCAAGUGGGUGAACUGUACAAAGACGGUCGAUACAAAGUUAUCCGUAAACUUGGAUGGGGUCACUUUUCAACCGUCUGGCUUAUCCAAGAUCUAAAGUAAGAUUUUGUUUGCUAUCUUUUCUCUCUUUCUUUCUAUCUAUACUAUACUUCUUUCUACACCUUCGUUUUCUUUUUCCCCCCUCACCUCAUCCU